UUGCGUUAGAUGAGUUGCGCUGCGUAUCGCGAGGAAGUCGGACGGGUUCUUUUCUCGCCUCGAGCCGGUCGGUCCGGUGUAAAGUUGAUCCAAAAGUGCCGGCUAACACCUGCAACUGCAGUGAGACCGUGUUUCUGUGGCGGCGUACAGCAAAUUAGCUCAUCUGUUUGAAGUGGAAGUUAUACAGGCAAACAACAUCAGCAGGCGUGUCUGCUGUAAUUGGGAAGGGGAAAAUUCGCUACAGAGAACCAAGCCGGCAAAUACUUUCUUUAGAAAACGAGUAACGAGCGGCAUUGGUUUAGGGGAAAAGGGCACACACUUCUUUUCAAUCAAUACCAACAGACCGACCCCAUCUCUGGGCAGGAGGGUGCAAAGUGCUUUAAAACGAUACACAAUCAAAGAAAAAGUGUUGUGCAUAUCAGGCUCAAGAAAGUCAAGUCUCUCUGGCUCGGUGCCGCAACAAAGGAGGCUGGCAGUUUGAAAGCAAAGCAUAGCGCGCGCGUGUGUGUUAUGUUAGUGUGGUGUUAGUGUGAGUGUGAGUGAACGUACACGCAAAUGUGGUGAAGGUGAAGAAUUUGAAGAGCCGAAGGUGUUUUUUUUGCCAAAAAGUGCAUCAAAAUGCAGUUCGUCGAGCAGCAGCAGCAGCAGCAGUGCAUUGUUCGGCAGUUGAUAAGGCAACAGAGCCAGUGAAAGAGGGAGAGAGUAGGAGCGAAUGCAUUAAUUCGACGUGCGACCGAUGCAGUUUCGUUGAUUGCAUUGCCCAGAGUGUAGUGCACCGAAAGCGUGUGAGCGAGAAGUGAAAGAGAGAGAGAGAGAGAGAGUGAGCGAGAGAGAAAGCAGGAAGGAAUUGUUUUGCAGUCAGUGCAGCAGCAGCUUUUCGAUAUUUUAUUGAAACGGCUGCUUUUUUUUCUCUUCUUUUAUUUCGUGUGCAAUUUGGUUGGUAGUUUCUUGUGGCAAGAAGAAGAAAAAAAAUCCCCCCGAAAGAAAGGUGCAUUGUGCGCCGAGAUACAUAUCCCGGUGCAGAAAUGCAAUCAAAAGCAGCAGGAACAGUGAUUCGUAGCAGAAUGACGGGAUUGAAUUGGACGAUGAUGGUGCUGCCGGUGCUGGUGGUGCUGAUGCAGUUUGCGCUCGAUACGGUUCGGUGCGAGUUCCAGUUCACCGUGACACCCGAGAGCCGGCAGGUGUUCGAAGGUGAACCGGUCACAUUCGAGUGCCGGGCAAUGUUUGACGAUGAGAUCGAUUUUUCGUGGACCAGAAACGGUAUCCCCGUUCCGGCUAAACACGAGCGGCUAAGUUUCGCCACACCGCAACGCAUUUACCAGAGCGGUUCCAAUCUGCAUAUCCGUGCCGUCAACGGGACGCUCGAUCGGGGCGACUACGUGUGUUUGGCAACGGCGCGAGCAUCCGGAGCCCGGGUGGCAUCUCCCGCCGCUACGCUGGACGUUAUCGGAAUUUCCCCGCCAGUCGUGCAGCUGCUCAAGCACGAUCCGGACCGCGAUAGCAUUUCACUCAAAUGUCACUCCACGCUCGAACCGGCCACUGACAUCAUCGGCAACGAUGGUAAACCGGCCGAAGAAACUCACGUCGAAUGGUACAGGAACGAGGUGAAGCUUACGAAAUCACCGCACAUCGAUCUGCAACGCCGGAAGCUGCACAUAAAAAAUGCCUCGGCGAAGGAUAAUGGCGUCUACAGCUGCCUGCUGGUGGUCGUAUCCCGCACGGACGGUAGCCGCCGGAUCGCGCUACGUAGUUCGAAAAACUAUCGGCUCAAGCUGAAACCGGGAACCAAUUACGGCCAAAGCAAAAUCGAUUGCACCAAAAACCACAAUUUGCUGCUGUGCCGGGGCAAGCGAGGCGACCGGCAGCUGGGUGUGGCGGGCGACCGGCUAACCACCGAGCGUCCACCGAUGAGCGAUGAGGCACCGGCCCAGCUGCAGCUCGCCGGCGAAGGACAGUUCAGCGGCCCGGCCCCGGUCCGUAUCGUGGUGCAUCCGGUGACGACGGUGGUUAACGAGAGCCAGCCGGUCGUUUUCAACUGCGGCUUCCGGGUGACGGCGGCCAACGAGAGCGGCGGGUUUGUGCUGCGCUGGCGCAAGGACGGCAAGGUGAUACGCCGGUGGGACAAUCUGGCGGAAGCGACCACGGUGCCGACGGACGAUGCGAUGGUCGGUGCGACGGAGAGCAGCUCGAUGUUCCGGGACGAUGCUCGCAUUCACGUGGACCGCACGAACGGAUCGCUUGUGUUCGGUUCGGUGGUGGCCAGCGACGAAGGAACGUACGACUGUCAGAUAACGAACAAUGCCAGCGACUUUCUGGUCAGCUCGACGGCGGCGGAAUUGCAAAUCAUUUCCAACCUUCGCUUCACACCGAAACCACCGACGAGCAAAAACCUGGAGUUGGGAUCAAUCGCCAAAAUACACUGCAAAGCGCAGGGCACACCGGCCCCGACCGUCCACUGGACGACGGUGGAUGGCGAUGGUGGGCCAGCGCCGGCCCUGCCCGACUCGAUCGAGGACGUCAACGGUACGCUGGUGUUCCGCAACGUGUCGGCCGACCAUCGGGGCCAGUACGCGUGUGUCGCCGCGAACAGUCAGGGCGAAAUUCGGGCAAGCGUUGCGGUGAACGUGGUCAUUGCGCCGAAGUUUGAGAUCGCACCGGAGGGUGCGGUACAGGUGGCGGAGCUCGGUACGGUACAGUUUCACUGCGUGGCGACCGGCGACCCGAAGCCGACCAUCCAGUGGGACAAAGAUCUGCAGUAUCUGCAUGCAAAGGCCGGUGGCGCUAAUGGCAGCGAGGAGGAGCGCUAUCGAAUUCUGGAGAAUGGGACGCUGGUCCUUACCGAGGUCCAUCUGGAGGACGAUGGACGGUACGGGUGCACGAUUGGCAACAGUGCCGGACUGAAGCGGGAGGAGGUACAUCUAAUCGUCAAACCGUCCGACGGUAUGGUGAUGCCGGAAGAGUCGGCAGAGGAUGGCUUCCUGAUAACGCGUGCCGUGCUCAUCACCAUGUCGGUCGCCUUUGCGUACAUCAUACUGGUCGUCGGGCUGAUGAUAUGGUGCCGGCAUCGGCGGGCAGCACGCAAAGCCCGGCUCAAUCUGGGCUCCUCCAAGGAGAAUGGUGGCGAUGUCGAUCUGAAGAACUGCGAAAUUGAACCCUGCCUGCCGGACAAAACGUCCGCAGCGGAGAAUGGUGGCGUAGGGGUAAGUUCCGGCCGUUCCAAAAGCAAGCAGAAGAAUGGAUCGGCAGGAGGCAAAGACACGGUAGCAAAUGGCGUCGACAAUGGGCAGGACAAGAGCGAUGAUACGGUGAACUCGAGCAAAUCGAAGAAGUCGUCCGGUUCGGGAUCGCUGCUCGAGCAGCUCACGGUGCCACGGUCGGCCGUCGUCGAGAUGCUGCAGAUUGGCAAGUGUGACUUUGGCGAUGUGUACAUCGGUAAGAUACGGGAGAAUGACUGCCGAUUGCCACCGCCGAAGGAAAGUGUGACGCAGGAACCGAUCGCCGGUGAUGAGGUAGGUCCCAGCACCGAGCUGACGACGGAGAACGAGCGCAAGAGUCCCGUCAAGAAGGGCCCUUCCAAUGAGGAGCUGAAUGCGAUCCGACCCGAGAACGACUACAAGCCGGUGAUGGUGAAGGCACUGACGAAGGUAAAGGACGAACACUGCUGUGGCGAGUUCCGGCGUCAGCUGGAGCUGUUCCGCACCGUUUCCCAUCGCAACGUGGUACAGCUGUUCGGGUUGUGCCGGGAUAAGGAUCCACACUAUCUGCUGCUAGAGUACACCGAUUGGGGAGAUCUGAAGCAAUUCCUGCUAGCUACAUCUCCGAUCACACCGCCCAAUGGAACGGUCGACAGCAAGAAGGAUGCCACCACGAAACCACCGCCACUCAACGUGCCACAAAUUCUUGCCCUAGCGCACCAGAUCGGACGCGGCAUGGACGCUAUCUACAAGGCUCGCAUUAUUCACAAGGACCUGGCAACCAGAAACUGUAUCAUCAGCAGCGACUUUUCGGCCAAAAUCUCCAUGCCAGCACUGGGGCGCGACAAGUACAGCAAGGAGUACUGCAAGCACCGCAACCAGCUGAUGCCGAUCCGCUGGAUGGCACCGGAAUGCUUCCAGGAGGACGAUUACUCCAUCAAGAGCGACAUCUACUCGUUUGCCGUGCUCGUGUGGGAGCUGUUCACGAACGCGACCGAGCUGCCGUUCAAGGAGCAGACGGACGAGGAGAUCAUUACCGCUGCCCAGACGGGCAAGCUCGAGUGGAAGGUCGCAGAGAAGACGCCCGAAGCAUUGCACAAGAUACUGACUUCCUGCUGGUCGACCAGCCCGAAAGAGCGGCCAUCGUUCAGCCAGCUCGUCGUGGCCAUCGGUAACUGUCUGCAGAGUGAAUAUCCCAAGGAACCGACGGAAUAAGCAGACUGGAAGUAACAAACGGACCAGCGAUUGCUCUCUGUCUAUCUAUCGAAUCAUCAUCCAUAUACAACGAGGUAUUAUUCAAAUGCAUCUCUUUUUUGUAUUAUAUUACACAUACAUGAAUACCGUACACACACAUACACAUAUUAAUAAAAUCAUUAAGAAUUGUGUAAUGCAAAUGAAAGCAAAUGAUAAUGAAGUCUACCAGUGUGGUUAGGUGUUUGGAGGAGCGUUUUUGGUGGAUUUACACCAAGCGUACCCAAUGUUGAAGGCAGUUUCAUUAGGAAAGGAUAAAAACAAACAUGACUACAUCUCCAUGAGUAGUGAAAGCCAAGAUUAAAAGAAAAAAAAGAUAUUCGUCCGAGGAAUUCUUCCAAUGAAUUUUGAUACAAAAAAUACACACACACACGUGCGUGUUUCAAUGUGACCACCCGGGAUAGGUAUGGUCAAAUGUGUCCGGAAGGAUACGGAAGGGUAGGUAGGCGUUAGGGUAGUAUUAGGUCGAAAUAUUUAUACACAUACAGUUUUUGCUCCCUCAACAGUAGUAGUCUGAAGAAGGAUACGUGACCACUUUGCGGAACAGUUUCAAAAAGAACGGAUGGAUUCUACGAAUCGAGAUAGUAUAGGGGAAAGUGAAGUGAGUCGUAGCAGAGUGAUCAUUUAAACAAAAAGCGCAUCUCUACACAUACUUCCAGUUCUAACACUGCCCAGAAUGAUAAUUACUACAAACAACACAUGGCGAAGGUCUGAAUAUUCCAUAGUAGCUUCAACUUACUAAACUAAAACUCAUUACCCAGUGUCCCCACACACACUGGGAUACUAGUGUUGGGUAAACCUGAUUCCGAUUCAUCAAUCUGAAUCUCGGUUAUAAAGAUUAACGAAUCUUCAAAGAUUCAUGAACAUCGAAAGACUCAUGUACCUCGAAAGAGUCGUGAAUCUCGAAAGAUUCAUUAUUUUCAAAAGAUUCGUAUACUUCAAAAGAUUUACGAUUCUCUAGGGAUUCAUGAGUGCCAAGUACUUCACACAUCUCCUAAGAUUCAAAGAGCGUGGGCUUCUCAUUAUUGUUGUUCUUGGCGUAAUAAUGGCACUUUACACAGGCUUUCGAGGAAAAUACCUUCUUGGAAAGUACUACGCAGUGGGAGAGUUUGUUAUGCUACGAGGAGACGGCCCAUACGAGGUUUGAACCCACGGCGGGAACUCAUGACUUAUUUUUCAUGAACCAUUGGAGAUUCAUAAAACCUUGGAGAUUCAUGAAUCUUUGAAGAGUCGAUUCGAGAUUCAAAUCACGCAUCACGGAAGAUUCAUAUGGAUGAAUCUCAACGAAAGGUUCAUGAAACCCAACACUAAAUCGUACUGACACUAUUACAACACACGUUUAUCACACAAAAAUCGUACGUAUCCUUAUAUCGAUAGGCAUUAUUGUUCGCUUUUUGAACGUGGUACUUACAGCAACAUACAUAUAUAUAUACAUAGUCCUUUCACCAUGAUCGCUUAGCAAACCAGGCAGCAAAAAGCCACAGUGGUGUGGUGGAGAUGAUGAAAAAGUAAAUCACACAGCAGCUAAUAGUUUAUACUCCAAAUACUUACACCACUGUCAACACAAGUCUCUAAACGAUCCCCCCCAACGGGGACGGCAAGCUUUUAUCGUCUGCUUUAGUCUGUGCAGCGUUUCAUACACCCAAUUAAUCACUGUCGGAAAGGCUUCGAUCCGUGUACUGUUAAAACGGUGGCUUAAGUACGGCCGAUACAAAACACGCCAGCAUUGCAUUUAUUACAACACGUAACGCAGCGUAACGCCUUCGUAACAAGGGCAGCAAUUUAAUCAUUCUCAUUUGUACAUACACAAUUAUACGCAAGCCUCGUGGGCGUAGAAAUAAUCUUUUCAACGUUGCUG
This is a messenger RNA of Anopheles merus, 6303 nucleotides long. It is a transcript of the gene otk, whose product is annotated as tyrosine-protein kinase-like otk. The transcript has 12 exons. Gene Ontology annotation, molecular function: ATP binding; protein kinase activity; cell-cell adhesion mediator activity. Bases 1026 to 4409 code for a protein of 1127 amino acids. The record is from RefSeq and is a predicted model, not a curated record. Gene Ontology annotation, biological process: protein phosphorylation; homophilic cell-cell adhesion; axon guidance. Lineage: Eukaryota; Metazoa; Arthropoda; Insecta; Diptera; Culicidae. Gene Ontology annotation, cellular component: plasma membrane; axon.